Messenger RNA from Ornithodoros turicata, 9342 nucleotides. RefSeq lists its product as uncharacterized. Gene Ontology annotation, biological process: regulation of DNA-templated transcription. Bases 417 to 8954 code for a protein of 2845 amino acids. The record is from RefSeq and is a predicted model, not a curated record. The transcript is spliced from 12 exons. Gene Ontology annotation, cellular component: nucleus. Gene Ontology annotation, molecular function: transcription factor binding; transcription coregulator activity. Lineage: Eukaryota; Metazoa; Arthropoda; Arachnida; Ixodida; Argasidae.
UGUAACGGAGAAGUCUGUGUUGCCCUUGGAGCAACCUUGAUUUGAAGGAAACGCUCCGUAUCUUGCAACGGGAAACCAUGGCACGUAUGAGAUGUGUAUGGCGGAAAGUGUUUUUCUUCGUGUUGUUCUUCGAAAGUGUCGUGUCUUUCUCUUGUGUUGGCAUAGGGGUGGAGGAAGCAACAUAGGCCGGCCGUGCAGCUGGUUCCCCUUCAAGAGAAUCAGAACGAGAGCUUCACGAAUUCCUUCGAGGAGCCGACAUCCCCUCUUAGUGUGACAAAUUCAAAGACAUAGCAACAACUCAUGCGAAAACAGCCAGAUGCUUCCCUGAGACGAUCAAAGACAAGGCGAUGUCCUUUGGUGGAGAGCAAGUCUGCGUUUUCCUCUACCGUCUAAACAAGACUAAUGAAUGAGAGACGAUGACGUCCGUUACGGCAAAUGAAUCCAACCCGGAGCUUCGGAAGCUCCUUGAAGCAGCCGACCUUUCCUCCUAUUACGACAACUUCAUCGAUAUAGGAGGGGACAAUGUGCAGCAGCUUCGUGACUGCACGUCGGACGACUUCCAGCAGGUCAUCAACCUGGUACAUAUGGCCGCCAAGCCACUUCACGUGAAGAGAUUGAAGAAAGCACUGAAAGAGUGGAAACCAAAGCCAGUCUCAAGAACGUCCACUGCGGCAGAUGGAGCAAAAGGGGAGCUUCACGAACUACUUGGACGAGCGGGUCUUCCCUCCUACCACGACAAGUUCAUACAGAUAGGCUGGGACAAUGUUCAGCGGCUUUGUGACUGCACGGCGGACGAAUUCCAGGAAGUGGUUAAACUUGUUUGCAUGGCCGAAAAGCAACUUCACGUCAAGAGAUUGAAAAAUGCGCUGGGCCAGUGGACACGACAGUCAGCCGUAACGAUGCCCAUUGGGCGAAACCAGUCGGAGCGUGAACUCCACGAGCUACUUCAGCGAGCGGAUCUCCUCGCCUACUACAACAAGUUCAUUGAGAAAGGCUGGGUCCAUGUGGAGAGGCUUUUUGACUCGACGAAAGAAGAGUUUCAAGAGGUCGUCGACACUGUUGGCAUGGCUGAAUACACAUUUCACGUCAUGAGAUUGGAGAACGCACUGGCACAUUGGCCAUGGCACACAGUUACAAUGAAGCCCACUCCGGCAAAGAAACAAGAACAAGCGGAGAUUUGCCAACUCCUUGAGCAAGCGGGACUUGGCUGUUACAAGAAGAAAUUCAUGGAAAUAGGCGCGGACAAUGUGCAGCAACUUCACGACUUGACUGGCGAAGAGUUCCAUGAGGUCAUCGACCGGGUAGGGAUGUCCAGGAAGCCGAUUCAUAUAAAGAAACUCAAGAAGGUACUCGAAGAAUGGACGAGGCACGCAGGCACAUCGCAAGUUCGCCUACCAAUACUGGUCGACAGAUCUCCUGAGACUGCGGAUGUCAGAGCUGGGAUGCGUUCUGCCAUCGACAGGAGAGACGUCGAGCAAGUGCGAAAGUGUAUGCAGGAAAAACCGUGGCUAAAGAUGUGGCUCAAUCCAGAUACGGAUGAGUCUGCUAUGCAUCGAGCUGUGAAGAUGAACGCGUUUAACGUCUAUGCCCUUCUGCUGUCGGAGAAAUGUGUAUUCAAGAACACUGCCGAAAGUGAUUGUCUUCGGGGCUUGGAUCCGCUCCAAAAGUCCGAACUCGAGCGACAAGAAAAUUUCGUAACCCAAUGCCAAGAAUCUCACAUCUAUGCCCUCAAGAGCAGAUCGAAGAGCCAAGCCGCUUGUGAAGGAUUUGACGAAGUUCUCGAUAACUUGUACCGUGCUCUCGACAGCAGCGACUUACUCCGGCCCGUGUUGAAAGUAGCAUCAAUGGCCCCCUAUUUGAGCAUUCGCUUCGACUUUGAGCGAGAGCACACCCACUGCAUGACGGGCCACGGCAGUCAAAACCACGGGUUAGCUUAUCCAGAAAAACAAAGAAUCUUUGUGGGAGCCAAGGGGCUCCACAGGGAAACAACGCAAGCCAUGAAUGAUCGUACAAAUGAAGUCGCAGGGAUCAUGGUCCACGAGCUAUGUCAUUUGGCUCUUUCUCUGGUAUACAGAAAUGAAGCAAAGCCCUACCGGCACACGGAUGCAAUCAGAAGAAAAGAUUACGCAAGUAUCCUGGAGGACGCUAAAGCUAGAAAAGAAGACUUGCAUUAUAUCUUACAAUGGGUAUUUAAUGAGGAAGCCAAAAAAGAGGAUGCAGAACUUAUUGUUCGGGUACCUCAUAUUCUUGCUCUUGAUCCUACAGAAGGCGACAAAAUUCUCAGGAAACAAGUCCCGAAGCUUUAUCAGUUCUUCAAAGAGCACGUCAUCCCUGAUAUGGUACAGUGCAUACGGAAUGGUUGUCCUAUAAAGGACAUUGAGGAAAUGAGGGAGUUCAACGGAAAAUUAGGGAGGGCGUCUUCAACAGAGGGUCUGAAAAUAGAAUUUAACACAACGCUUGACCAGAGUGAUCUUGUACGUAAGCCGUUUGUUGUCCUUGCAGCAUCAAAUCUAUCGUUCCUCGAAGUAAUGGUUAAUGAUCUCGUGAGAAAGGAAGGUGUUCCCUAUCUGUUUGUCGAGGCAUCGCAGUUGAAGCAGGAAACAUACGACACCCUAACCGUGAACAAGUGCAGCUUCCUGCUCCUAUCGUGUGAGGGCAAAGCUGACCUCCAAGCUAUUCUCUCGAAAUUGAAAUAUCUGCAUGACGUCACGGGCACGAACGUCAUUCUGCUGACGUCAAAAGCCAACUUGGUGCACUGUCGCCAAGAGGUCGAAAAGAUAGCACUAUCUGAGAGCGAAGUUCGCGAAGACAUAGGGUGUGCUAGUUAUGAGAAUGUCACAUCAAAGUGCAAGAGAGCAAUUGUCGAAAAGUCAAAGAUCGCACUUCAGGCUCCUGACCACCACUAUGAUAUUCACCGCAUCCUAGACACGGACUGGUUUUUGGAAAUUUGCGACGAGAAGGCGUUUCUAACAUUGAGCAGAAAAAAUGUUCUUCAUUUUGGCCCACAGCUGACGGCACUUAGCGAAGAUGUAAGCAAGUGCUACAUUGAACAAAAGUGUCGAAGGUCCGUAAAAGUGGAUUUGAAACAGAUCGACGAGCGUUCAAGGCACGACGCUUUCGCUAUACUCGGGUGCGAAGAGGAAACACUCCGGUCAUUUCUACCAAAACGGCAUGCUCUGAAGCGAAUGAGCACCUUGAACAAGUUCGAGGAAAUCGUCAUUCUGGACAGCGACGGUGACUACAACGAUCUUGUUGACAUGAAAUACUACAAGGGGAAGACAGUUCACCUGCUAGAAUUCAGUGAUGGAUGCUUCAUGUGGAGAAAAUCAAACGGCGCCCUAAGUCACCUUCCUAUGAUCGGUGAAGAAAACUGCUCAGCAAUUUCUCUACUUGAAAGAAGUGAGAAAGUCGUCGUUGUGUCCGGAGACUCAGGAACGGGAAAAACCGUGUUGGCGACCCGGCUUUGCACAAAAAUCAAGGACUCAGACAAGCAAGCAUGGGUGCUUCAUGUCAGUAAUUAUCCGCAGGUGCAAGAGGCUAUGACUAUACACAGUGGACAAACUGGUGUAAUUAAUUUCAUACCGUUCGCGAAGUUGUGUGGCGUGUCAACAAGCGGAGUAGAGUUUGAACUGUUCCAAGAAAGCGUCACUGAGGGACGUCCGUUUAACGUGUGGGUCAUUUUCGACGCCCUUGACGAAAUUCAGGAGACCACCCGAAAAAUUAUCCUUGAUCUCACGAAGGUCUUGGCGAAAUCAAAGCUAUCUAAGAUACUGCUUUUCACGCGCACCGUAUUUACAAAUUCGAUUCAAGAUGAAAUGCACGUGGUGUCUUUCCACAUGAACCCGUUCUCCGAGGACGACCAAGUGCAAUUUCUGCAGAAUUACACUGAUCAAACGGCACAAUCUCCAUCCAAUACUGAGGCCAUUGGCAAAACGUUCGAAAAGAUACGUCACCACGUUAAGAUGAAAGAUAGCUCCAUUCUAGGCAAUCCUCUUCUUCUCCGAAUGAUGGCCGAGGUGGGGCGAGGGGAAACUUCUGACCCCGAUUACUGCGACUUGGUACAAAGUAUAUCGAACUCUCAUAAUUGUUAUCUACUGUUAUCCGUGUACAGGUUAUUUGUCGAGUACAAAUACCUGCGAUAUCGCAAAGAAAAAAAGAAUGAGGAUAUAGGAAAAGCCGCCGCCCAAGAUGAUGACAUGAGGUUGAAGCCGAAAUUUUACGAGGACUAUGGUCGCCUAGCAGUCAAGGCUGUUCUCUCCCAGGACGUCCUCAAGGGACUACUAAGUGAAACUGAGUCCCAUGACUUGGAACCCAGUGGGACGCUAAUGACGGACGUCAAGGAGAACAGGCUAAAACACGGUCUCAUACAGGAAUUGAGCAACGAUGUGCCUCGCUUUGUGCAUCACAGCUUCGCCGAGUUUUUCGCAGCAGAUUCGCUAUUCAAGAGGCUACAAAAGGUGGAUGCUAGAAGCCGUGAAGAUAUGACACGUAUAGUCUCCAGGUUGUAUGGAGAAUCUAGCUGUGAGGGCAUGUUGAGUUUUUUGGAUGGUCUAGCAGCAGAGCGACACGUAGUACACAGCAGUAUUAUGAAUAACGACCUAGAGAGCUUCAAAGAAGCUCUAGAAAAUGAUUGCUCUCUAGACAGCCUCGAAAGAACGCCUCUGCACGUCGCGGCGCUGCACGCUGAUCAUGAUAUCUUAAAGUAUAUUCCCGUUAAUGAAGCGCUGGCACAGAAAGAUAUGAUAGGUAUGACACCUCUCAUGUACGCUGAUAAGAUUCAAUCCUGGGACAGAUUAGACGCCUUCUGCGCUCAUGGUGGCGGCUUUCCUCUCAAUUGGUUUGAACAACUACCGACGGUGCUCGCGAACCUCACCUCUCAACGAAGUCUUGAUAGUUUAUUUGUAUACGACCUCAUAUACGAGCGGCGUAAGGGACUAUUAUCUGUGCUGCUUAGAGUGUUUUGCAAAAUUAAGAUAUAUUCCAGUGACAUCUGCAUUGAGAGUGCACCACGAUGCUUCAUGGAAAACGUCAGCCCCGAUCAGGACGUGAUAUAUAACCCUGUAGAUAUUGACCGUAUUAAUUUUGUCGGUUUCUUUACGCCCUUAUAUAUCAGCAUAAUUAAUGACGAACUUGAUAUUUUCCAGAUGCUUCUUCCUUAUUCCUCACUAAACUUUAAUGAUAUGCUUUGCGAAACAGCGCUCCGUGAAUGCGUUGCUCACGGUCGUACGGACAUGCUGAAGCAUCUACUCCCUUUAACACCUGUAUUACAGUACCGCGAUGUAUGUCUGAGUAAACCUGACACUGUAGACGUUCUACUCCCACAUUUGUUGGCCGAAUUCACUAUUAAGCGGGGCCUCUUGCAUAACAGCAUUGAUAUGGGACACAAUGGAGUCACGAGAGCUAUUCUUCCUCACACUGAUGCAAGUGAUCGCAAUACAUAUGAAGGCAAAACCGCUUUACAAGUAAGCGUGAACUCUCGUUACUUGGAUACGGUGAGACUUAUGCUGCCUUACUCUGAUGUUUGUGGAAUUGACAUGCAUGUCCUAGCUCCACUUCUCAAGGAUGUUGACGACACUGAUUCACUGCUCAGACGGACACCGCAUAGGAUACGGCAGUUGGAGGACGUGGUAGACAAAAAGGGGGGUAAUGACGCAUUUGCCAUUGCACAACUCGUCAUUCUUCAUGCGAACAUCAUCUCUCUUAACAUUGACGCCAAAACAAUUCUACUGAUUUGCAUGAAGUGUAGAAACCCCCUUGCCACUUUCAAACUGUUUCUUCCUCAUCUGUCAGGCACAUCCCGUGCCAUAAGACAACAAGUAUCAGCCCAUUAUCCUUUAACGGAUGGAGAGCAGGAUAUCCUAAAAUAUCUCAUUUCUUACACUCCGAUUAACACUCCCGGUGAGGAUGGAUAUACACCACUCGUUACCUGCUGCCGUAAUGGAUACUUGACAGCGGCGAAGCUUCUCCUUCCUCUUACAGCAUUCGGCGAACUUGAAAGCUUACCAUUGCAGAGGAGUGUGCUCGGAAGCAAGUGUGAUAUCCUAGAGAUGCUUCUCCCCCACUCCUUCAAACGUCAGUGUAACAGACUCUUGUUAACUGCCUCUGACGUGACAGACAUGGAUACGAUGAAAUUACUCCUACCCGUUGCUGAUGUGAACGAUCUUGCAAUGAUGACUAAGUGGCGUGGAAUUGUGGAGCGAGGUGACGGGGCAUCGGUCCAGCUUUUUCUACCUUACACGAACACACGUGAGAGCGACAUCAGUCAGAACGUACGGUUAUUGUUGAGUGCCUGCAAAACGUCGAAAGAACAAAAACAAUAUAAAGAAGAAGAAGAAGAAAGUGAUGAUGACGACAGUGAUGAACAGAUUCGUGAAAUGCGCGUUCCACGUAUCAAAAUAUUAAAGCUGCUUAUCCUCCACUCGAGCUUUAGUAUAGUGGAUGCAGAUCGGGCUCUGCCACUCGACCGGAGCGUCGCAAACAUUCACAGGAUGGAGUUGCUCUGCCCUGAUCCGUCGCUGAAAAAGCUAAUAUUUCCACAUUGGCUACUCAGGACCCGCAGUAUAAGUGUAGCAGAGUUCAUGGAGUGCGUUGCAACCACUGAAAAGCAGGAUGUUCUAAGGUAUAUCAUUUCCUUCACCCCAAUUAACACUUGGGAUGAAAACGGAGAUACACCACUGGCUUACUGCAGCUGUAAUGGAUACUUGACAGCGGUGAAGCUUCUCAUUCCUCUUACAGCAUUUGGUGAACUUGAAAGCUUACCAUUGCUGGGGAGUGUGCUCGGAAGCGAGCGUCGUGUCGUAGAGAUGCUUCUCCCGCACUCCUUCAAACAUCAGUGUAACAGAGUUUUGUCAGUUCCGAUUUAUAUGAUAUACAUGGAUACGAUGAAAUUACUCCUACCCGUUGCUGAUGUGAACGGUCUUGCAAUGAUGACUAAGUGGCGUGGAAUUGUGAAACGAGGUGACUGGGCCUCGGUGCAGCUUUUUCUACCUUACACGAACACACAUGAGAGCGACAUCAACCAGAACAUAUCAUUAUUAUUGAAUGCCUGCACAACGUCGAAACAACAAGAAAAAGGUGAUCAAGAGGAUGAAGAAGAGGAGAAGGGAGGACAAGAAGUGGAAGAAGAGGAAGAAAGUGAUGAUGACGACAGUGAGGAACAGAAUGGUGAAAUGCGCGUUCCACGUAUCAAAAUAUUAAAGCUGCUUAUCCUCCACUCGAGCUUUAAUAUUGUGGAUGGUGAUCGGGCUCUGUCACUCGACCGGAGCGUUACAAGCAUUCACAUUAUGGAGUUGCUCUGCGCGGAUCCGUCACUGAAAAAGCUAAUAUUGCCACAUUCGCCACUCAGGACCCGCAGUAUAAGUGUAGCAGAGUUCAUGGAGUGCGUUGCAACCACUGAAAAGCAGGAUGUACUAAGGUAUAUCAUUUCCUUCACCCCAAUUAACACUUGCGAUGAAAACGGAGAUACACCACUGACUUACUGCAGCUGUAAUGGAUACUUGACAGCGGUGAAGCUUCUCAUUCCUCUUACAGCAUUUGACGAACUUGAAAGCUUACCAUUGUUGGGGAGUGCGCUCGGAAGCAAGCGUCGUGUCGUAGAGAUGCUUCUCCCCCACUCCUUCAAACAUCAGUGUAACAGAAUUUUGCCAAUUGCGUUUGAUAUGACAGACAUGAAUACGACGAAAUUACUCCUACCCGUUGCUGAUGUGAACGAUCUUGCAAUGAUGACUGAGUGGCGUGGAAUUUUGAAACGAGGUGACUGGGCCUCGAUGCAGCUUUUUCUACCAUACACGAACACACAUGAGAGCGACAUCAACCAGAACAUACCAUUAUUAUUGAAUGCCUGCACAACGUCGAAACAGCAAGAAAAAUGUGAUGAAGAGGAUGAAGAAGAGGAGAAGGGAGGAGAAGAAGUGGAAGAAGAGGAAGAAAGUGAUGAUGACGACAGUGAGGAACAGAAUGGUGAAAUGCACGUUCCACGUAUCAAAAUAUUAAAGCUGCUUAUCCUCCACUCGAGCUUUAAUAUUGGGGAUGCAGAUCGGGCUCUGCCAUUCGACCGGAGCGUCGCAAACAUUCACAUAAUGGAGUUGCUCUGCCCGGAUUCUUCGCUGAAAAAGCUAAUAUUGCCACAUUCGCCACUCAGGACCCGCAGUAUAAGUAUAAGUGUAGCAGAGUUCAUGCAGUGCGUUGCAAUCACUGAAAAGCAGGAUGUACUAAGGUAUAUCAUUUCCUUCACCCCAAUUAACACUUCGGAUGAAAACGGAGAUAGACCACGGGCUUACUGCAACCUUAAGGGAUACUUAACAGCCGCGAUGCUUCUCCGUCCUCUUACAGCAUUUGGCGAACUUGAAAGCGUACCAUUGCUGGGGAGUGUGCUCAGAAGCAAGUGCCGUAUCGUAGAGGGGCUUCUCCCCCACUUUUUCAAACAUAGCAUCGAAAUCGUGUUGCGAGUUGCCGUUACGCUCGGGCGCGCGGAUGCCAUGAAAUUGGUUCUUCCCCAUGUUAAUUUGAACGCUCGUACAGUAAUGAAAAGGACGGCGUGGCAUGAUAGCGCGCGCCGAGUUGACUGGGUAUCCGUGCAGCUCCUUUUGCCGUACACAGGUAGACACGAGAGUGACAUGAGCAUAAACACGGCGCUGCUGUUGAAUGCUUGCAAAGAGUCGAAAGCCAGUGACGAAUCAUCGAAGGCAAACCAUAAGCAGACCGGGGAAAUGGACGCUGGAGAUGUCAAAGUAUUGAAGCUGCUUCUCCUCCACGCGAGGUUCAAUAUUGUGGAUCGGGCUCUGCCACUCGACGGGAGCAUCAAAAACAUUCACAUGAAAAAGUUACUACAACCGCAUUCGAAGAUCAAGGAGCCUCGGCUUGGUGACACAGUGCGUUGCGUAAACCGCAUGCACGAACUCUCACUGCACCAUUUACUUUUUUCCUACUCAUCACAGAUGUUCCAUCACGCUUGACCGGUUCGAUUUGCCUUUCUUUCUGUCGUCAUACCAUGCUGCAAAAUAAUUACGCUCUAACCGUCAUCAUCUACUCUUCUCAUCAAUCUGACCAUUUUUGCGUCGCCGUGCCGUUCUCGAUUGAUAUUCUUUUUUUUUAUGGUGUCGUUAGCGAACGGAAUAGUAUCCACGUGCCAGGAAAUGACACUUCCUGGUGACACAGUGCAUGCAUGGGGACAUUGUCCCGACUUUAUGCCAUACCUCACUUCAGCUACACAACGGUAUAAUGCGUAAUAAUAGUAGUAUUAACAACAAUAUAAUGACGCGUUAUAACAUCGCCAGUGUAUACCUGCUUGUUCGUAGACCACGCAUUCAAUGUCUUUCGGUAAUAAAUAUUGAUGGCAGUUGA